AUGUCUACGAUGCUAACUAUUCUCAUCGUGCAUGGUGGCUGGCAUAAACCUCAACACUACGAUGAGCUAAAGAAGCUUCUUGAAGAAGACGGCUAUGAGGUACAUGUCCCCCGCCUACCGUCAAGCCACGAAUCGCGCCCCCCGAAUUAUCUCUCCGAUGACACAAAAUUUGUCCGCAGCAGUGUGGAGAAACUGGUCAGGGACGGCCGCAAGGUCGUGGUUCUUAUGGAUUCGUACGGGGGUCAGGUAGGCUCGAAUGGGCUUUACGGCUUGGGUCAAGAGUUACGAUCUACUCAAGGCCAUGAAGGUGGCGUGUCACGUCUUAUCUAUAUGACGGCAUAUGCUCUCCCUGAAGGCGUCACCAUGAUGGAUAAGCCCCUGGUUGUCGGGCCUGGCCGUGACAAUGCAGAGAUUGAAGCCUAUAUCAGCGCAAUGGUGCAAUAUAAUGGAAGGUGCAUGUAUCAGCCAAGUGACCAUGCUGCUUGGUGGGAGAUUCCUGUCUCAUACAUCUAUACGUCAGCAGAUAUGACGGUGUCGCUGAACUAUCAGCAGAACUUCGUGCAGGGCCUCAAGAAGGAAGGCCGGGAGGUGCAGACUUUUGAGCUGGCCACGGGGCAUUGUCCAAACUUCACCGCCACGAAGGAGGUUGCGGACAUUGUAAAGAAAAAUGCUCUAUAA
Molecule: messenger RNA, 678 nt
Organism: Neoarthrinium moseri
Lineage: Eukaryota; Fungi; Ascomycota; Sordariomycetes; Amphisphaeriales; Apiosporaceae
Exons: 2
Coding region: 1-678 (225 amino acids)
Source: RefSeq, a predicted model, not a curated record